AUGGCUGAACAAAUCGAGAAGGCCUACCAGAAGCAACACCUCUUCCAGAACGCCAAAAUCCGUGGCGGCAAGAAAGUUUCGACCAAGGAGAAGAGAUGGUACAAGGAUGUUGGUCUUGGAUUCAAGACGCCCGCCGAUGCUAUUAACGGCACAUACAUCGACAAGAAGUGCCCUUUCACUGGAGACGUUUCCAUCCGUGGCCGUAUCCUCACCGGCAAAGUCGUCUCCACGAAGAUGACACGCACAAUCAUUAUCCGCAGAGACUACCUCCACUACAUCCCAAAAUACAACCGUUACGAAAAGAGACAUAAGAACUUGGCUGCUCAUGUCUCGCCUGCUUUCCGAGUGGAUGUCGGAGAUGUUGUAACCGUUGGUCAAUGCCGGCCACUGUCGAAGACUGUUCGAUUCAAUGUUCUGCGGGUGUCGAAGAGCAAGGCUGCGACCAAAUCGUUUUCUAAAUUCUAG
Molecule: messenger RNA, 465 nt
Organism: Pleurotus ostreatus (oyster mushroom)
Lineage: Eukaryota; Fungi; Basidiomycota; Agaricomycetes; Agaricales; Pleurotaceae
Exons: 6
Coding region: 1-465 (154 amino acids)
Biological process (GO): translation
Cellular component (GO): cytosolic small ribosomal subunit; ribosome
Molecular function (GO): structural constituent of ribosome
Source: RefSeq, a predicted model, not a curated record